GACAUGUUUGUCUCGGAUUGGUUUGGCAUGUUUGCCUUGGAUGGGUUUUCCUAGUUUCUUCGUUCGCCCAAAUGCGCGGCUUCAUGGAUGAUGACGUGGCCAAGCUGGUGGAAGAGUUUGAACAGUCUAGAGGUCAGCUCGGAGGUGGAGUAGCGCUGAGCUCAAGACGAGCUGCUCGAUGUGUCGCUGUUCACUGACCCAGACAUCGACCGACCCGGUCAAAGAGUUUCGUCACGGUCGAUUUCAGGGCCAAUCUGAGAAAGAGGACAAGAAGCAGUUGACCGAGGAGCAAACAAAGGCUUUGCUCCAAGAGCUCAAUCAUCAACAACGAGAGGAGCUUUGCCACGUGCUCAAGGCGCAGCAAGAUGGACAGAAAGACAUCAGGCUAUCACCUGAGCUUGCCCGGAUCUUGCAGAGGUUCCAGCGGCGUGCUGGGCUGGGCCCUGGUGGUCCUUUACACACCGGGGAGGAGACGUGGCCAAUGUAUUUGGGCAUUGUGCUGUUCAUCAUCAUCACCAUCGUCUUCAUCUACAUCUACAUCCAGGAGCAGAGGGCAAGUGAAGAGGAGGAAAGGUUCCACGACGAGGAUGCAUUCUGGUUAUACCGAGAAUUUGGAUAAUAAUAUUGAAUGCAAAUCAAAAA
This is a messenger RNA of Durusdinium trenchii, 642 nucleotides long. NCBI's taxonomy places the organism in Eukaryota, Dinophyceae, Suessiales, Symbiodiniaceae. The record is from the annotation of a GenBank genome assembly.